AGACUAACAAAAUAUUUGAUUUGUUAUCAUGGGCUUUGAUUUGUUAGUAGUCCUUGCGCCUUUGAGCCACAGGAUGCUCUUUCAGUGUCAACAGAGAUCAAUCACCUUUGUUUUGAGUCUUGUAAAUAAAUGACAAACACUUGUUCAUGCUAUUUCCACAUACUAAAACUUUUUGUAUUUUGCCCUGGGAGGUUAAGAAACUGUUGAAUCCUGUGUUAGAAGUUGCCCUGACUAAACACUAGAGGGCAGAGUGGUUCCAUGUACAGAUACCUUCUACUCAGAUUUGAUUGUGCUGCUUAUAUAAACAGGUUCUACAAAGUAUGUUUUUGUGUUGUAAUGGAUACUUUGUUGAAUGCACAUCUGAAUAUGUGCUUCUAAUGAGUCUUUAAUUGCUGUUCUCACUCUCUGUUCUCACACUCGGUGUUAAAAGUAGGAUAAAUAUGGCCACACUCUCCCAUCACAGCGUCUUUGAUGAAAGAUGUCAUCCUUCCUUUUGCAUAUCAUUAUUCCAAGCACAGCUGCAGCUUUUCACAGAUGGACAAACUGUACCCAUAACAACCCAGUAACUUCUGCUCAGACACACCCAAACACACACACACACACACACACACACACAUACAACUUUGUGACUGGGCCUGCAGCCUUGACAGUGAUCCCCCUGCACAUGUGUGCAGGAAGGAGCGUCUUCAGUUACUGCCUGUGCACACACAUGAGUUUGAAAGGUUAUUUUGGGCUGCAGAGGUACCACUGUAACCCAGAGCUUUGAGUGAAAUAAUAGGAGGAGUCAGGCUUUUACCCUCCUACUCUGCCCCUGUGUGCCAUUCUCCAUGUUUACUGACAGGGGAUUUCCCUCCAAACAAGAGGUUCCCUGGCACUUUAUGCCACAGCAUUAGGUUGGAUCUUCCUUUUGUUUGUUUUUUUUUGAAACGAUGGACAACAGUCCUCUGCAAGUGUUGACCGUCCCUACAGCCCCCUACCCUGACCAGAGACCUGGGACCAGUGGUCUAAGGAAAAAGGUCUUCAUAUUUCAGUCCAGGAGAAACUAUCUGCACAACUUCAUCCAGAGCAUCUUCUCGUCCAUUGACCUACGGGACCGCCAAGGUUCUACAGUAGUGGUUGGUGGAGACGGGCGCUUCUUUAACCGAACAGCUAUUGAGGUCAUUGUGCAGAUGGCAGCUGCCAAUGGGGUGGGCCGUCUGAUUAUUGGACACCACGGGAUUAUGUCCACACCGGCCGUCUCCUGCGUGAUCAGGAAAUGCAAAGCCAUCGGUGGCAUCAUCCUUACUGCUAGCCAUUACCCCGGUGGACCUGAGGGAGACUUUGGCAUUAAGUUCAAUACUGUGAACGGAGGACCAGCCAAGGAGGUUGUCACAAACAAGAUUUUUCAAAUCAGCAGAACCAUUGAGGAGUUUGCCAUCUGCCCUGGACUUCAAGUGGAUCUGACAACACUAGGAAAACAGAUGUUUGAUCUGGAGAACAAGUUCAAACCCUUCACUGUGGAAAUUGUGGACUCGGUGGAAUCCUACGCUAACUUGUUGAGGAAUAUCUUUGACUUUGCGGCGCUGAAGGAGCUUCUCUCGGGAGAGAACCACAUCAAGAUACGACUAGAUGCCAUGCAUGGAGUGGUAGGACCAUACGUGAGGAGAAUACUGUGUGAGGAGCUGGGCUGUCCUGUCAACUCUGCCAUCAACUGUGUCCCAAUGGAGGAUUUUGGUGGUCAACACCCAGACCCUAACCUCACCUAUGCUACAGAUCUGGUUGAGAGCAUGAGGGAUGGACAGUAUGAUUUUGGUGCAGCUUUUGAUGGAGACGGGGACCGUAAUAUGAUCCUUGGCAAACAUGGCUUUUUCGUCACACCAUCAGACUCUGUGGCCGUGAUUGCUGACAACAUCUUCUGCAUCCCAUACUUCCAGCAUACAGGGGUGAGAGGCUUCGCCCGCAGCAUGCCCACAAGUGCAGCCUUAGACAGAGUAGCCAGAGCAACAAAAAUAGAACUGUAUGAAGCUCCCACUGGGUGGAAGUUCUUCGGGAACCUGAUGGAUGCAGGCCGACUGUCUCUCUGUGGAGAGGAAAACUUUGGUACAGGUGGAGACCACAUUCGGGAGAACGAUGGGCUUUGGGCCGUGCUGGCAUGGCUGUCCGUCUUAGCCACCAGACGGCAGAGUGUGGAGGAUAUUCUUAAGGACCACUGGAAGAAAUAUGGAAGAAAUUACUACACCAGAUACGACUAUGAGAAUGUAGACAUAGAUGCAGCCUGUGAGAUGAUGGAGGAUUUGGAGAUCAUGAUUGCCGACAAGUCCUUCUCAAAACAGAGAUUUGCCGUGGAGGACAAAAUCUACCAGGUGGAAAAAGCGGACAACUUUGAGUACACAGAUCCAGUCGACAGCACCAUCUCCAGGAACCAGGGUUUGCGGAUAAUCUUCUCUGAUGGCUCUCGAAUCAUCUACAGACUCAGUGGGACAGGUAGAGAUGGGGCAACAGUUCGCAUCUACAUUGACAGCUAUGAGAAGGAGCAGAUUUUUGAAGACACACAGGUGAUGCUGGCACCACUGGCAACAAUUGCUCUGAAGAUUUCCCAGCUCCAUCACAGGACAGGUCGAAGUGGCCCUUCAGUUAUCACAUGAUUCCUUACAUGACUCUUACUUUUACUCCAUCGUUGCUAAAGUGAUGCCCUUUUAUCUUUAUUCUCUUUCCAGAUUUUUGUAUGAACUGAGCUUAAAUUCCAUGUAUGGCUGCACAACAUGCUUUGGUUUGCAUUUUAGGUUGAAUUAUAUCCAGUGACUGUCUCUGUAACACAUUAAACAGCCUUUUAUUUUUGGUUUAA
Messenger RNA from Solea solea (common sole), 2824 nucleotides. Its product is annotated as phosphoglucomutase-1-like. Bases 930 to 2624 code for a protein of 564 amino acids. Gene Ontology annotation, molecular function: phosphoglucomutase activity. The record is from RefSeq and is a predicted model, not a curated record. NCBI's taxonomy places the organism in Eukaryota, Metazoa, Chordata, Actinopteri, Pleuronectiformes, Soleidae. Gene Ontology annotation, cellular component: cytosol. The transcript is spliced from 11 exons. Gene Ontology annotation, biological process: carbohydrate metabolic process.